This is a messenger RNA of Scheffersomyces stipitis CBS 6054, 891 nucleotides long. RefSeq names its product 2'-hydroxyisoflavone reductase. The transcript has a single exon. Lineage: Eukaryota; Fungi; Ascomycota; Pichiomycetes; Serinales; Debaryomycetaceae. Bases 1 to 891 code for a protein of 296 amino acids. The record is from RefSeq and is a predicted model, not a curated record.
AUGCCUAAAGUCUCAGUCGCCUUUUUCGGAAUUAGUGGAUUCUUAGGCAAUCCAAUCAUCCAAGCCUUCGAAACUGGAAAGUUUGAUGACAAAAUUGAACUUCCUAUCAAGGUUGUAACCAGAAAGGAAUUGCAAUCCACAGAUAGGAUUCAAUAUAUUGUUGGUAACUUGGAAUAUGGAAUGGUCGAUAGUUUUGCUCUGCAAUUAGAAGGUGUUGAUGUCAUUGUCGAAUUGCUUGCUGUAGACCCUGCUUUAUUCACUACAGUUGAGAAAAUAGUCCAAAAGGUUAAGCCAAAGUUAUUCCUUCCUUCUGAAUUUGGUGUUGACAUUGAUCAAGUGAACUCUUAUAUCCCUGGAUUCUUGAAUGUAAAGAAGACUCAUGCUAAUAAUGUAAGAGAGUUUGGGAUUAAGACUGUUAGCGUUGUCACUGCCGAGUUUGCAGUUCCAGGUAGUUUCUUAUAUGAGUGGGUUGCACAAGUUGGAAUUGACGUAAAGGAAAAGACCAUCACCCAUUUUGGUGACCCAAACACAAAGAUUACAAUCUGUAAAUUGGCAGACAUUGCUAAUUCUGUUCUCUCUUUGGUAACCUUGGAUCCUCAAACCAUUCCUGACACCGUUAGAAUUCAGAGUGACGAAGUUACCUUCCAGGAUGUUAUUGACAGAUAUGUUCAAACCCAUGAUGUUGAAUUGAAGGUAGUCAAGACAAUUCCUAAGGAACAAGUGGCCAAAGACAUUUUAACCAGAUAUGAAAGUGGCUUCAACAAGAAUGAUAUUUUUCUCUAUUUGCAAGCCAUUGCAUCUCAAGGAAUCGACAAGGGUUUGCACUUCAGCGAGAUUCACAACCAAUUGGUCAACCCAGGAGAAUCUCUCUGGAAGUGGGAGAAGUUUUAG